AUGAGUCGUAUGAGCGAGACCGAACUCAUUUAUGCAAUCCGGGGCCUUCAUUUUAUGUCCAGCCAUCUGAAACGCCUGUUAAUGGACAAUGAACCGAUUGAGCCGGAGGUUUUGGAGAAGAUCAAGUCGAAUGAGAAGAUUGUCAGGGACCUUGAAUUCAAUCUGCCAUUGUUCGCCUCAUGGGGUCAACGGGCCAGGCAAUGGAGAAUCGACUUGUUCUGGUACAAAGAGAGGGUUGCAAAGGUCAACGAACUCCUGGAGGAAAAGAGGCUGCAGAUCGCAGAAAGAUAUACGAUGCCGAUUCGAGAUGGAAUUAAUCCCUCUGGUGAUACUGACGACAGUGGUUUCCAUACAAAGAACACGGAGGCUGAAGAUGCUGAAGAGGACGAAAUGGAUGAGGCGAUGCAAUACAUCAAAGAUAACGGUGCGUACAGGAUUGCUAAAUGGAACAGAUUAAUUACGGCAGCGGAAAGGGCGAAAGAGAUGAGCAACCAAACCCAGGAGAAGGAAGACACGGAACAAUCGAAGGAUUCCAGAGCUAAUGGUGGGCCGUUAAGACCUUUCUAGCUUUUUUGUUGUAGUUUAGGGAAUACGGUUCCAUUCUUAAUAAAAAUUAUACCGGUAUAAUCCUGAAACUUUCCGUUUUUAGACCGUAUGGUUUUCGAAUGUUUUUAUUUUUCUUUGGAGGGCUUACGUUUUUUUAUGGCGUUUUUAAUUGAUAUUGAUUAAUAACUAACAAACUAACAGGGAAGGAUUUCGAGUGCGACUCCCAUAUUUUCCUUAAAUUUACACAUUUCGGGCAUAGACCACAACAUAUCAAUAUGAAAGUUUUAGCUUGCGCUGUUUGCAGGCACAGCCGAGAAAUUAAAGUAAUAUAAAAAAGGCAAAUUCUUAGCGUAAAGUAAAAGGUAAGGGGCAUUAAUGUAAAAUUUUGGCGGAAAAAUCUCAGUUACAUAUUCUUUAUACCAGUGAUUUUAGAGAAGACAAAGACUGUCCUGGAGCCAAAAAGUCAAAUAAUCAACAUUACCAACAAUGCUACGGAGGGAGCAGAUAUAAAGGAGAAGAAGAAGAAGGAUCUUCUCCAAAAGCUUAAUUUGUUCAAGGAACGGAUGCCCAGUGGAGAAGCAGUUGGACAUGUCGAAGAAGUCAAGGGGAUGCUGCAAGGCUUGAAGGAUGCCGGCAUGGAGAUGACGGAUCCAGCGUUGCAAGCGAAGAUCCGGCGGAUUUUCACUGAUCGCUUCUUGGCCGAAACACGCACGGAGCUAAACGCUGAUGAGUAUGUUGAGAAUUAUUAUCAAAACCACAAUAAGUCCUUUGAGGACAUAAGAAACUACAACGUUACGUCAGUCUUGAAGAGAAUCCAGAGUUACAAACCAGUGGCUGGCGGUAGUAGAAGCCGAAGUCCAGAGGUAUGUGUAUCUAGUUUUGUUAUUUUGUUUGUGAAUUGUCUUUAAUAUGAUCUGUUUCAGCCAUUCAACGGCCAAGUUAGCUUUAUCUCUUCCAGUAGCCGCUUCCAGAGUAGUCGAUUUGAUGAUUCAAAUUAUAGAUGCUUCUACUGCGAUGGCUCGCACAAAGCAGUUCACUGUACUACGUUUUUUAAACGUUCGGAGAGAUUGACCAGAGUAAAAGAACUGGGAUUAUGCGAAUUGUGUCUGCUCGCCAAAUGCAAUCCACGGUUCUGCCGAGCUCAAAAUGACUGCUCUGUUUGUGGAGGACGUCACCAUAGAUCACUUUGUCCAGCUUGUGAGUAAUUACUCGUUACCGUUUUCACUUAUCAGUUUCAUUUUAGAUGUGCGACAUUAA
Molecule: messenger RNA, 1803 nt
Organism: Bursaphelenchus xylophilus (pine wood nematode)
Lineage: Eukaryota; Metazoa; Nematoda; Chromadorea; Rhabditida; Aphelenchoididae
Source: the annotation of a GenBank genome assembly